Molecule: messenger RNA, 195 nt
Organism: Funneliformis caledonium
Lineage: Eukaryota; Fungi; Glomeromycota; Glomeromycetes; Glomerales; Glomeraceae
Source: the annotation of a GenBank genome assembly
AUGUCUUCUAAUCAGCAACAACAAUCAAGAAACGUAAAUGAUGAAGAUGACACAUUAUUAAAUCGUGUCAAGAAUUUAAUUGUACAAACCACCACAGAUAAUAUUUUGACAAAUGAUUUUUAUAACGGAAGUCCGUUUCCAAAUCCACCAAAAAUCGAAAUAGAGCCUUCAAGGAAUGAUAUCAUUACCGGGUGA